Messenger RNA from Hermetia illucens (black soldier fly), 1781 nucleotides. Its product is annotated as heterogeneous nuclear ribonucleoprotein A1-like. NCBI's taxonomy places the organism in Eukaryota, Metazoa, Arthropoda, Insecta, Diptera, Stratiomyidae. The transcript has a single exon. Bases 200 to 1369 code for a protein of 389 amino acids. The record is from RefSeq and is a predicted model, not a curated record. Gene Ontology annotation, molecular function: RNA binding.
UUUAUCGUAUUAGUUGUGUAGAGUCCUUGGCCUCGUUCUGGUCAUUAGCACGAAGUGGCAGUCCUGACUUUUAAUAUUUCCCGAAUAUAUAGUGCAUUCUGGCCGGUUAACAAUCAGUUUCUAGAUUCCGUCAUUCGGGUAAGCACCGUUCAGGAUAUCAGUUAACUUUUGUGAUUCGUGACAUCUUUUAAACGCAAAAAUGGUGAAUUCUAACGGAAAUGGUGAUUAUGCGGAAGCUGAAUAUCUUCGCAAAAUCUUCAUCGGCGGUUUAACUUCCACUACUACUGACGAGGGGUUACAACAGUAUUUCGAAAAAUGGGGUACUGUUGUCGAUGCAGUAGUUAUGAAAGACCCGAAAACCAAAAAAUCGCGGGGUUUUGGUUUCAUAACUUAUUCGGAGUCAUCAAUGGUGGAUGCCGCUCAAAAAGCUCGCCCGCAUACAAUCGAUGGACGGACUGUGGAGGCCAAACGCGCUGUUCCCCGAGAGGAUGUUGGCCGCCCAGAAAUUAGUGGAAACUCCCAAAAGAUCUACGUUGGUCGGCUUGGUUCUGAAAUAACGGAGGAUGAUCUGCGUGAACACUUUGGAAAUUUUGGUAACGUUACCGGAGUGAAUAUCGUCAAGGACAAAGAAGGACAGUCGCGUGGUUUUGGAUUUGUUGAGUUCGAUGAUAGUGAUACUGUGGAUAAGCUCGUUUUGCAAAAGGAUCAUGAGAUCAACGGAAAAGCUGUUGAUGUGAAGAAAUCCCAGCCUAAGCAAAAGGGUGGUGACGGUGAUAAUAGUAGGCAGGGAAGCGGAAGAAACCAAGUUAACCAGGGUGGAUUCCGCGGUAACAACGCCGGAGGCAAUAACAACUGGGGCCGUAAUCAAGGCAACAACUUUAGCGGAAGCGCAUGGAGUCAGAAUAACUCAAACACCGGAUAUGGUGGAGGUAACUCUGGCAACAAUGCUUGGAGCAACAACUCCAGUGGAAACUUUGGUAAUAACUCCGGCGGUGGUUUUGACAACAAUUAUGGAGGCGGCUGGAACAAUUACAGUGGCGGUAAUUCCGGGAACAAUUUCGGCAACCAAGGAUUCGGUGGUAACUAUGGAGGAAAUAGCGGAGGUAAUUUUAACAAUAGCAGCAGUUACGGAUCCGGCAAUCAACAGUUUGGAAAUGGAGGCGGAAAUUUCGGAAACUCCGGUAAUAAACAAUACAACAACAGUGGCGGAUUUAAGAAUUUCAGCAACAAUGGAAAUAAUUUCGGAGGCGGUAAUCAAGUACGCAAAGGUGGACUCGGACCAAUUCGUAACCAGAACACAGGCAACCGCCAGAGACCUUUUGGAAAUAGGAACGCAGGGGCUAUUGGAGGAGGCAACUUCGGCAAUUAGGCGGCCCCAACAGAUGCACAGGAAUAUACGUAGAUUUUUGGACUUAAAAAUUGAUUGUAAUUUUACUUCUUGAUUUAAUUUGUAUUUUUAUACCUUUUUACAUUCUUGUAAAGUAGAUCUCUAAACUGUUAGGGCAUUAUUCCCAUUGACUACUAUGAAACCCAGUAGCAUAUGUUAUAUUAGAAUAUAUAACAACUUUUAGGCGAUCAUUGACUAGAUUAGAAGCCUUGACCUAUACUUAGGAAUUAGAUGUUUCUUAUAAUGUUUUUGUACGAGUUUUUCUUUGAAUAAAUUUCCUGUGCGUAAUUUAUGGUUUUUAGGCAUUUUGAAUCCGACGUAGUCAACCUUAUAUUUGUAACUAUUUAUUAUUAUAUUGAAGAACUUCAAAUAAAGCCUACAGACUUACGCAUAA